This is a messenger RNA of Lasiosphaeria miniovina, 954 nucleotides long. Its product is annotated as 1-acyl-sn-glycerol-3-phosphate acyltransferase. Bases 1 to 954 code for a protein of 317 amino acids. The record is from RefSeq and is a predicted model, not a curated record. Gene Ontology annotation, cellular component: endomembrane system. Lineage: Eukaryota; Fungi; Ascomycota; Sordariomycetes; Sordariales; Lasiosphaeriaceae. Gene Ontology annotation, molecular function: 1-acylglycerol-3-phosphate O-acyltransferase activity. The transcript has 2 exons.
AUGGCCCAAUUCCCCAAGGGCAUAGCCACGCACCUCCGGGGCAUCGCUCUCACAGUGCCAUGGCUGCUCUGGCUUCUCGUAGCCGACGUGCUACUUUCUUUCCUGCUACCCUUCAAGUUCCUAUUUCCCGAUGCCGUCUAUAACGCCUCGUCGCGUAUCGCCCUCUCGGUGUGGCUGUGGAUCCAGAGCAUUUUCGAGGUCUUCAACAGCGCCGUCAUCACCGUGUCGGGCGACCGUCUGCCGCCGCACGAGAGCGCUAUUGUGAUCGCCAACCACGUUUCUUGGAGUGAUUUCUAUAUGAUCCAAGCUAUGGCCGUGCAGGCCGGCAUGCUCGGCCGCUGCCGGUGGUUCGCCAAGCAGCAGCUUCGGUUCGUGCCAUUCUUGGGAUGGGGCCUCUGGGCCAUGGGCAUGCCCUUGGUUAGCCGGAACUGGCUCAGGGACAAGGCUGAGCUGGAUCGUGUGUUCCGGGGAAUCACGAAAAGGAAGUGGCCCAUAUGGCUUAUCUCGUUUUCCGAGGCUACGCGCUUUACGCGCAAGAAGUAUCUAGAAUCCGAGCAGUGGUGCGCCAACAACAACAAGCCGCAGCCCCUGCAUUUGCUGUACCCGCGAACCAAAGGGUUCGUCGCUACCGUCCAGCAUCUACGGAAAACGUCGCACAUCAAGGCUGUCUACGACUUUACCAUUGCCUACCAGCAUGGCCGGCAUUGGCAGGGGGCACCCGAAAUGUGGGAUACGCUUUCAAUCCCAAGGUUGAGCGGCCCCGCUCAUAACGUGCCGCAGCAGAUGAGAGGAGAAGGUUAUCGGUUCCAUGUGCAUGCCAGGCGAUUCCCGCUCGAGGAGCUGCCGCACGACGACGAGGGCUUGGCGAAAUGGCUCGAGGCGAGAUGGGUCGAGAAGGGGAAGUGGCUGGACGAGACGAAAGCAUUGUGGGUUGAUGAGGGCAAGACAAUGUGA